AUGUCAUUCUUCACUAGUAAAAGAACUUACUUGCUGUGGACACUAGGUGAAUGCUCUGGUAUUGUUUUUGCUAAUGGCGAAAACUGGAAAGUGAUGCGCCGGUUUGCAAUAACCACAUUACGGGACUUCGGAAUGGGCAAGAAGACCAUAGAAGACAGCAUUAUCAAGGAGUGUCAUUUCCUGAUACAGAAGUUUGAAUCUUUUGAAGGAAAACCAUUUGAGACGACUACAAUCAUGAAUGCUGCCUCUGCCAACAUUAUAGUGUCCAUAUUACUCGGCAAGCGAUACGAAUAUGAAGAUCCUACUUUUGUAAGACUACUGAACUUGUUCAAUGAAAAUACCCGUCUGUUGGGAAGUCGCUCAGUCAUGCUCUACAACAUGUUUCCUGCUCUGGGUUUUCUCUCUGGUGGUCGCAAGACUGUCCUUAAGAACGUCAAGGAAAUGCACGCCUUCAUACAGGCCACCUUCAUAGAACACCUCAGAGAACUGGAUGUGAAUGACCAGAGGAGCUUUGUUGAUGUUUUUCUAAUCCGACAGCAAGAGGAGAAGAACAAGACUGAUGGAUUUUUUCAUAACGAAAAUCUAAAGAAUGUUGUGAGGGACUUUUUUGUUGCUGGCACAGAGACCACUUCGGCCACCUUGUGCUGGGGCGUGUUGCUGAUGAUGAAGUACCCUGAAAUUCAGAAGAAAGUGCAAGAAGAAAUAACAGAGGUAAUCGGGUCCGCUCAGCCACAGAUUGAACACCGAGCAAAACUGCCCUACACUGAUGCAGUGAUUCAUGAAGUUCAGAGGUUUGCUAAUAUGUCCCCUACCACCUUGCCACAUGCCACCAAUGCAGACGUCACUCUUGGAGACUACUUCAUUCCAAAGGGAACGUAUAUCAUUCCGUUACUGUACUCUGUGCUGUAUGAUGAAUCUGAGUGGGAGAAACCGCUUAAAUUCUAUCCUGAGCAUUUCCUUGAUUCCAAAGGAAGGUUUGUCAAGAGAGAUGCCUUCCUGCCUUUCUCUGCAGGUCGGCGAGUGUGUGCUGGUGAGACCCUGGCCAAAAUGGAGUUCUUCCUCUUCUUUGUGAGUCUCCUGCAGAGAUUCACUUUCCAGCCAGCCCCUGGGACGUCUAAAGAAGACCUGGACCUGACCCCUGGAGUUGGGUUAACAGCACCUCCGAUGCCCUUCAGUUUCUGUGCUUUGCCACGUUCUUAA
This is a messenger RNA of Gekko japonicus, 1200 nucleotides long. Its product is annotated as cytochrome P450 2K4-like. Gene Ontology annotation, biological process: xenobiotic metabolic process. The coding region runs from base 1 to 1200 and encodes 399 amino acids. Gene Ontology annotation, molecular function: oxidoreductase activity, acting on paired donors, with incorporation or reduction of molecular oxygen, reduced flavin or flavoprotein as one donor, and incorporation of one atom of oxygen; heme binding; iron ion binding. The transcript has 8 exons. The record is from RefSeq and is a predicted model, not a curated record. NCBI's taxonomy places the organism in Eukaryota, Metazoa, Chordata, Lepidosauria, Squamata, Gekkonidae. Gene Ontology annotation, cellular component: cytoplasm; intracellular membrane-bounded organelle.